UCUCCUGGUGACUUACAGUGAUGCUGCUCCAGGUCAGGGAUUCCGUGACAAGGAUGCGGGUCUAUCCCUGGGCCCGAUCCUGCAUUCUUGUGUACCCCCAAAUUCCCAUUUGAAUUUAGUGCCACUAGCGACCUGAAGCCCCGAUUCAGCCAACGAGAGUGGGAAUGGACAAUAUAUAGACGGCUAGUUGUACUUGAUGCCAAUCAUGUCUUCAGUCAGGAAUGUUCCCUAUGGGGCUGAUGCACAUACUGAGACUAUUGUAAAAAUCAUUGGGAGCAAGUAUGUCCGGUGCAUUGUGGAAAAACCAAAAAUCAAGGCAAAGGAAGGCAUGAAAGUGGAAACUCAGCCUGCACUCCGGAAAUUGCCCGCUUGUAAUGCAAGACAGACACAUGGAAAUCCUCCCGGUCUCAAUAACCCUCUUUGUCAACAAAUCAGUUAUGACCUAGAUUAUGAAAGACGAAGCAGAGAGAAACAGGAAGAACACGAGUCUAAACAACUGCAAACAAGCAACAGCAGAUUUCUGGAUGGCAAAGUUUUGAAACCACCAAAUAUUCAUUGUGUGUCUGUCCCAUCAGGAGAUCAGUCUUUGUCCUACAUUCAUGCCCUCCAAAAGCCAUCCCUUAGAGCUUGGUCUUUAAGACAACAUGUAGGACAUCACCAGCAGAUCAUAUGCCCAGGGCCAACAGAGUCACCUGAGGAAGAGGAUUCUCUCCUGGCUCUCGUCAGAAAUGAACUCAGGCUGGGUCCUGUUAGGUUAGCCGGGUUAGAAAAGCUGCAGAGAGAGCUUAAGACUCUGCAUCCCAUCUCCGGAUUUCUUCCUCAGUCCCAGUUGAGCUCCCUCCUUCUGAAGCAUGAAGUCCCUCUACAAUUACCAACUGUCAAGCUCCUCUUUGAGAGGUUUUCUGAGGCAAAUGACUCUGAAUUGGUAAAUUCUGAAGAGCUGAUUCAGUUUCUAAGACUAGCUGCAGCAGUUGAAAUGCAGAAUAUCAAGUCACGUGAUCUGGGUCUUCAAGUGAAGAAUGUAACUUUAAAGGAUCAAAGCAAAAGCUCACUGGCUCCCGAAGACCCAUUCCAGAUCUUGAAGCAAAUAUUGAAGGAAUAUAAGGGGGAACUAGACAUGGAGAAACUGAGCCUGAGUUUUCAAAAAGAAGAUAAGUCUUUCUCCGGCCUUCUCUCUCUAAAUGAGAUUGAGACCAUUUGCCAGAAGCAUAGACUAAAUCUAACUCCUUUAUUGCUGGAAGCUUUGCUCAACAACCAUGAUUUGUGCAAACAAGGCAAAAUACAGUGGAAGAAGUUUGUGGAGUUGCUCAAGAAAACUCAUUCUGAUGCGAUUCCUAAUUUGCCUGUUCCUGUGGGGGAAUUCAAAGAGGAAAUCAGCGAUGAUGUGGCUGCCCGUCUGGAAAACACCAAAGAGCAUGAAAUUCUUGCUUCCAAGACUUGGGUUCGAAACUAUCCCACCACUGAAGGAAAAGAAAGACCAGUGAUCCAGUCUUUCUUCAGUCCAACUGACUCCAGUGACUCUGAAGAGCAGGAGGCCUGGAUAGACCGGUUCAGAAAACUAGAGAAAGCUCUUUAUUUGUGCGAUAUAAAAAACACAGGCAUGCUGGAAAAGGAAAAAGCAAAGCGUCUAAUCCACAACUACAACCUCAUCUAUGAUCUAUCCCUGAGUCCUCUGAAAAUUGAUCAAGCUUUCCGAAACGUCCGUUCUGGAGAAAACAUGCCAUUGCAGCCGGUGCUGCAGUAUUUAAAAGAGUUGUAACAAAUACUUACUAUACCAUUCUCACGAGUUCCGUUUUUCACCCGAUGUCAAAUUUCUCACAGAUUGAAUUUUGGGGAUGUCCUAAUUACUACAGCAUGUUAAUAACUCUCCAUACUCUAAAAAAGAGGAAGCAAAAACAGAAACAGCCACAUCUUAUACCUGAGUGAAAUGUUAAUAAAGCUAAAUAGCCAAGCAGAGUCAGGGGUUUGGCUCUGAUACUUAGAGAUGAGCUCAAGCUUCAGAAUUCAGAGACUGAUGUAGUUCUGGAUUUCUAAACCCAAAGCCUGAGAAUAUCUGGAUUGGAAUUCUGGCUGCACUCAUUGUAAAGAUAGCAAUAUUUGGAGGAAGGGCUACAUCUGGAUUUUGAACACUUUCCAGGUGUUCAGUGGGUGUUCAGAUUUGGGCCCCACCUCUGUUGAUUAUGAUGAUAAAAUUGAUAGAUGAUUUAAGUGAGAUUUUAAAUCAAGAAAAUGGGAAAGUGGUCACUCUUAAGAACAUCCACCUGUUUGAAAGAUUCUACUGAUUCUAAAGGAAUUCCCCAUCUUAAUAACAGGGCUAUUCUCUAGAACCGGUAGACUCUUUCAAACCAGUGAGACUUUUUAAGCACAUCCACUGUAGGUCAUUCAAGCAGGGCUAUAAACGAUAGUCUUCAUAUAAUAACAUUGCGGAAAAUAGCCCAAAACUGUAACCCUGAAGACUCACCCAAGUGCCUUCAUGAUUUAAUUUUCCUUAGCUUCCUUUUCUGCAAUCCCAACCCCUCUCCCUAAUGAUGUUUCCUGUUCUUGUUCUUGUCUGUACUCUAGGAACAAAUUCUGAAACCUUUACUUAGCAUGGGCCUCAGUUCAGGAAAACCUUUAAGUACAUGGUGUAAACUUUAAGCCCAUGCUCAAGUCCCAUUCACUUCAAUGGGACUUACACACAUGUUGAAAGUUAAGCGUGUGCUUAAGUGCCCAUCCCAAAGAGGGAUGUUUUACAGAGUCAGGUCAGCGCAUCUUCCACGAGUAGUCAGUGAAGUGAGUGGGAUACUGUACUUUUGGGAGUAUGCAUCAUUCUUGGUAGUGAGCAUCUGCAGCAUCAUGUCCAUAGACUGUAAACUCUUUGGGGUGGGGAAUCUGCAGAGCAUCUUACACAUCUAUGGUGUUAUAUAGAUAGUAAUGAUAAUACGUUGCAUAGCUGCUCUUCUGCUUAAUUCAUAACAUGGCGGUGAAGUGUGUAAAGUUUCCUAGGGCAGGACCUAACAGUAACAUUCUUUAUCUGCAUAAAGUUUCAUGUGUGUCAUUAGUAGGGUGUGAGAUUUACAUUUAAGAUUAAAGGGUGGAAUUUUCAAAAACAUUUAGGGGAGUUAGGUGCCCAACUCUCAUUCAAUUCCAGUAGGAUUUUGAACAUCUUAGUCUAAAAGCUUGUGUGUUAGAACUGAACAAAAUGAAGUUACUAAUAUUGAACUUACUUGGGAUGCACAAUGUAUUGUAGAGUCUGAGCUCCAGUGUUUUAAAUCCAUGUUAAACCCUGAAUUUACAAUUGUAACUAUACCCUCCCUGCUGUUUUUCUUUUCUUUUCUUCUUGUCCCACAGGGAGUUUGUAUGAAAACGUGCAUGUUCUGUU
Molecule: messenger RNA, 3361 nt
Organism: Mauremys reevesii (Reeves's turtle)
Lineage: Eukaryota; Metazoa; Chordata; Testudines; Geoemydidae
Gene: C8H1orf87
Product: chromosome 8 C1orf87 homolog
Exons: 12
Coding region: 197-1759 (520 amino acids)
Source: RefSeq, a predicted model, not a curated record